This is a messenger RNA of Oncorhynchus kisutch (coho salmon), 4453 nucleotides long. Its product is annotated as serine/threonine-protein kinase TAO3. Gene Ontology annotation, cellular component: cytoplasm. The transcript is spliced from 7 exons. NCBI's taxonomy places the organism in Eukaryota, Metazoa, Chordata, Actinopteri, Salmoniformes, Salmonidae. Gene Ontology annotation, molecular function: protein serine/threonine kinase activity. Gene Ontology annotation, biological process: protein phosphorylation; regulation of cytoskeleton organization. The record is from RefSeq and is a predicted model, not a curated record. Bases 1013 to 2329 code for a protein of 438 amino acids.
AAGCCUCCGUUUUCCCCCUAUGCCUGUGCUUUUAUAUGUGUGUAAUCGUUUGGAUUUCUAUCAAAUCUCUUUCGCUAUCGGUUUGUCAUGAUUUCAAGUGUUUUUGUUAUUUAUUUACAAGCUGUACCUUUACCAUUCAAUUGUAGGCCUGCAAACCAGGCUCAUACCGCUCCAUUUGUGGCUACAUAUACAGUAUGUACGUGACAGAUAUAUUAGCAUGAGGAACACCACAUUGACGUUCAAGGCACCCUCUUUAUGUUCAUGUAUGUAGCAACCAUAAUUGAUGAUGCAUGUGCUAUGUUACUAGCAUGACAUCUGAGCCAAGCAGCAAUGAUCAAUCAGUGAAGAGGAACAGUGUGCAUUAUUUCCUGUCCUGGAAAAUGCUUUCCACAGAUACUGUAGCUAAUAAUCCCCAGGAAUGUCCACCAAUUAACAAUGGUGUGCGAUUGUGUGUGCAUGUGCCUUUGCGUGUGUGUUUUAUGUGUCAAAUUUAUGACAGGAUUUGUGAUAGGUGGUCAUAGAGGCCAUCUUUAGUUAUAAUUGAUUGAAGUUUACAUGUAAUGGACUAGAACGCAGAUUAUAUUUGAUAUAUUCUGGAAUUAAUUUAGUUAUACUACAUCAAGGGUGAAAUUCAGAGAAUACUCUCUAGAGUAAGAGCAAAUACAUAGAACCAAAUAAAUACUAGUUAGCUUUAGGUGUACUGUAUAUAGUCCUUGUGAGGACUCUAUUCCAUUUAAGGUAUUCUUGCAAAGACUAAAACAUGUUAAGUUAUGUUUCAGAUUCACAAAGGACAUUGUUCUACUGUAUUUUAAGGUCUAUUACUGAGUAUGACUAGGAUACUCGUCCAUGUUGAACGAUACAGUACAUUUUAAUUUUACAGUUGUCUUCCUUCACAGGCCCUCUUGCUUUUCACCCCUGACCGUUCUCUCUGUGGCCUCCGACCCCUGACCCCUGUGUCCAGGUCACCAGGUAGAUCCAGGAGCAUGAGCAGGACUCUGAGCUGCGGGAGCAGAUGUCUGGUUAUAAGCGCAUGCGGCGGCAGCACCAGAAGCAGCUGAUCGCCCUGGAGAACAGGCUGAAGGCGGAGAUGGAUGAGCUUAGGCUCCGGUUGCAGAAAGAAGUGGAGACCCACGCCAACAACACUUACAUAGAACUCGAGAGACUGGCCAAACGGCAUGCCAUUCACACAGACAAAGAGUUAAAGGCAGCUACAGCAGAGGAGAAGAGGAUCCAGCAACAGAUCAUUGCCCAGCAAAAGAAGGAGCUGACCACCUUCUUAGACAACCAGAAGAGAGAGUACAGGCUCUGUAAAGAGAAGAUCAAAGAGGAGAUGAAUGAGGACCCCAGUACACCCAAGGAGGAGAAGCAGGAGCGUCUGUCCAGGCACAAGGAGACGGUGCAGCGCUCACAGGCUGAUGAUGAGGCCCAUCUCCUUGACCAGCAGAGGCUGGUCUAUGACAGAGGUUGCCGGGCCAUGAAACGCAGGACACUGGUCAGGAGGCACGAAUUUGAACACGAGCAAAUGAGAGAGGAGCUGAAUAAGAAGAAGACCCAGAAGGAGAUGGAGCAGGCCCUGAUGAUCCGACAGGACGAGUCCACUCAGGAGCUGGAGCGCAGGCAGCUGCAGACACUGCAGAGGCUCCGUGUUGAGCUGAUCCGCCUGCAGCACCAGACCGAGUUGGAGAACCAGGAGGAGUACAACGGCCGGCGGCAGAGAGAGCUGCACAGGAAGCACGCCCUAGAGCAGAGACAGCAGCCCCGGAACCUCAAGAUGUUGGAGAUGCAGAUCAAGAAACAGUUCCAGGACACGUGUAAGGUGCAGAACAAGCAGUACAAAUCCCUGAGGAACCAUCAGCUUGAGGUCUCUCCUAAGAGCGAGCACAAAGCCAUCCUAAAGUCACUGAAGGAGGAGCAGACACGCAAGCUCGCCGUGCUGGCCGAGCAGUACGAGCAGAGCAUCAACGAGAUGAUGGCCUCACAAGCGAUGCGUCUGGAGGAGGAGCAGCAAGGAGAGUGCCAGGCAUUGAAGCAGCAGCUGCAGCAGGAGAUGGAGCUCCUGGAUGCCUACCAGAACAAGACCAAGGCCCAGACAGAAGCCCAACACGAGCGGGAGCUGCAGAAGCUGGAGCAGGAAGUCUCCUUACGCAGGGCCCACCUGGAACAAAAGAUUGAAGAGGAGCUGGCCUCACUUCAGAAGGAACGCACUGAAAGGAUCAAGCACCUGUUUGAACGGCAAGAGAGGGAGAUGGACGCUUUUGAUGCAGAGAGCACUAAGCUGGGGUUUGGGAGCUUAGGAUCACUGGACUUCCCCAAGGAGGACGACAGAUGAAAAUGGAUGUGUGUGUGGAGGACUCUUCGCUUCUGGUGUAUGGUGUAGACACGUGCUUGCACGGUUUCACUGUCGACUUGACCAUCGUCAACCUCCACAGUGACAAUGCUGGAUAACUCUCUCUCUCUCUCUUUUUCUCUCUCUAGUCUUUUAGAUACCACAUCACAGCAUAGUGCUGUCAUGUGCCAGGGGAACUACUUUUGUGCAAUUUAAAAAAGGGGGAAAAUAAAACAAGAUUAAUUCAAAACACAAGACAAACCAAGAAACUAAUGCUUAUCAAAAAUAAGAACGGACUCUUUCCUCCAUGCCGUCACAGCUCCUUUUGGUAUAAAAUUCAGGAAAUUUUAGUAAAAAUGAGCACUUUGAUAUGUUUAAGUAUUAACCAUGUUCAUAUAAUGCUUAAUGCGUAUGUCACAUGGAGGGGCAUUGUGGAAUGUGAGCUGCGGACUACACCGUGAUGUUUAGCUGCUUCAUCUUUCUUCUCAGAGAAUGUGAAUAAUACUGGAUGUGAAUACUGUGAGCUAAAAAGAGGGUAUGGGGACGGUGUCAGAUGUAUGUACGCAGUUUUAUGGAGAGCUUUUACUUAAUUCCAUAUUGAGCUAAAGAAUAUAGUCCUUCACUUUUUUAAACAAUUACGAUAUUUAUGUUCCAUUGUUCAGUAUUUAGGAUUUAUUGGCAUCAGUUUGAUCAAGGUGUGUAUUUUAUCACAAUGAUUCAACUCAGUAAAACUGCUUAUUGUUGCAUGCACUUUAAAGACACAUUCAGGUUGUGAAGUAAAGCAUGAAUCUGUCAAGAGAUUUUAGCCGUUUGUAAAUAAGUGGUCAUAGCAUUUUUGUUUUAAUGCCUAUUGAUACUGAACAUAAGCGCCAUAUUAGAUAUGACAAUUUCACAAAUGCCUUUAUUUAAGUUGUGCCUAUGAAGCGGUUUUCAUUUGUCGUUCUUUCAUGUUUGUUUAGCACGGCCAACACCAUUGUUUGUUCCAUUCCAAUUUGUGAAUCAUUUAAUGUUCACUAAUCAAAGGUAUUGUAAAGGAAAUGGUGAGAAUUGUGCUGUAUAACUUUUGGUAUAAAUAUUUGUAUUUGAGAACCUAACUAGGAGAUACAGAAGAUUUGGUCGAUUACUUGAUGAAGGAACUUCACAUUAUAAUUGGGAAUGUUUUUUUUUUGUCACAAUUAAACUGACAUGGUAAUACAGUAGAUCAACAUACUGAAAAUGAAUCACUGCAGACUUAUCAGAUUGUAUAAAAACAGUUUAAUGGUAUCACAGAAUUACUGUAAAUACAUAUUUUUUAAAGAUGUCUGGCAGGUGGUUGCUUUGUUCUGGGUUGCAUUCAAGUCAUAGCUGUUUAGCUACCAGAUGUACAAUGUUUUGCAGUGUUCACGGUUGUUAUUGCACAUAAGGUUGCACAAUGUGUCCAUUACAGUGACUUGAUUUCUACUAUCACCAUCAGCCUUUGUGAUCCUGUGACACAGACAGAAGACCAGAUUGAAUGUCUGUCUAUUGAUGUUACAAACUAUUUCAAAGUGUCCAGGGUGAACAGUUUCAAAAGAUUUCUUGAAUGCAACCCUGGUAUUUUGACAGUUGCCUCCAAACUCUCCUGUUCCCUAUACAUUGAUACGUGAUGGAAAUCAUGCUCUUCAUAGUGGUGGGCUGGGCAAGUGAGAUUGAGAAUGGUAUAAUAUCUGACACAAAUGCAAGAGAACUAACUAUGGAAUUCAAAAUACAUGAAUAAACAACUAAUAUUUUCAAUGUGAACAACCCAGUAUGGCAUUGUUGAUACCCCCAGACUUAUGGCUCCUUGCAAGAAUUCAAGUGUCAAAGUUAUUUAGUAGGCCUCAUUUUUGGAAUGAUUUGCUGUAAAUUACUCCUUUGAAAGCAAAAUAUUUUGAGUUUGGAAGGUUUUUCAGAUUGUAACUUUUGUUGACAAAUGGUUAAGAUCCAUAUGCUAUUUUCUCUGGGUUGGUUGAAAAUGGUUUAAACCUGUUAUGAACCAAAGUGUUUAUGUGGACUUCAGUUAUAAAGAAAUAUGUAUUUAGCUAGAAUAAAGGGGACUUUCCUAAACUAAGCCAUGCAGCAUUUCCUGUGUGGCACAGACAAAAUAAAAGAGAUUCUCUUGAAACAUGA